Molecule: messenger RNA, 1190 nt
Organism: Synchiropus splendidus (mandarinfish)
Lineage: Eukaryota; Metazoa; Chordata; Actinopteri; Syngnathiformes; Callionymidae
Product: annexin A2-B-like
Exons: 13
Coding region: 81-1103 (340 amino acids)
Cellular component (GO): cytoplasm
Molecular function (GO): calcium-dependent phospholipid binding; calcium ion binding
Source: RefSeq, a predicted model, not a curated record
GCCACACCCCAUCCAGUCCUGGGUCAUAACGGAGCUGCUGCUCGCUGCCUCACUGCUGCCUCUCUUUAGGUUGACUCAUCAUGGCGCUGGUGUCUGAGUUUCUUGGCCAACUGACUCUCUCAUAUGGAGGAGGGCAUGAAGUAGAACUCAAGUACCCCACCGUGGUGCCGGCGAGAGACUUCGAUCCAGCCAGGGAUGCUGCUCGCAUUGAGACAGCCGUCAAAACAAAAGGUGUGGAUGAGCAAACGAUCAUUGACAUUCUGACCAGGCGCAGCUACGAGCAGCGCAGAGAGAUCGCCUUCGAAUAUGAACGCAUGGCCAAGAAGGACAUGAUCACAGCUCUGAAGGGGGCGCUCUCUGGCUCUCUGGAAGCUCUCGUCCUGGGUCUGAUGAAGUCCACCGCUCAGUAUGACGCAUCAGAACUCAAGACCUCCAUGAAGGGACUCGGGACAGACGAAGAGACGCUCAUUGAGAUCGUCUGUUCGAGAACCACAGACGAAAUGCUGGAGAUUAAGAGGGUUUACAAAGAAUUGUUCAAGAAGGACUUGGAGAAGGACGUCGCUGGUGACACCUCGGGAGCCUUUGCUAAACUUCUCCUUGCAUUGGUCCAGACAAAGAGAGAUGAACCAUCCAAUGUGAUCGACUACGAGAAGAUCGACGAUGACGCCAGAUCUCUGUAUGAAGCAGGUGUGAAGAGGAAGGGAACAGACGUGGCCACCUGGAUCACCAUCAUGUCUCAGAGGAGCGUCCCCCAUCUGCAGAAAGUCUUUGAGCGCUACAAGAGCUACAGCCCAUACGACAUGAAGGAGAGUAUCCGGAAGGAGGUGAAGGGAGAUCUGGAAAAGUCUUUCCUCACACUGGUUGAAUGCUUCCAGAACAAGCAGCUGUACUUCGCCAACAGACUCAGUGAGGCCAUGAAGACUAAAGGAGCAAAGGAGAAGGUGGUGACCAGGAUCAUGGUGUCGCGCUGUGAAGUCGACCUGAUGAAGGUCCGAACAGAGUUCAAGAGGCAGCACCACAAGUCCCUGUACCAGACCAUCGCUGAACACACUAAAGGAGACUACCAGAAGGCCCUGCUGAGUCUGUGUGGAGGAGACGACUGAGGACCUUUGAAGACUUUGCAAAUUGAAAUUUCUUGAAAGGACCUUUGUCUCUUCUACAUCUUCAUGCAGCUUCCGUCACAGAAAUAA